Messenger RNA from Fulvia fulva, 597 nucleotides. RefSeq lists its product as uncharacterized. The coding region runs from base 1 to 597 and encodes 198 amino acids. Lineage: Eukaryota; Fungi; Ascomycota; Dothideomycetes; Mycosphaerellales; Mycosphaerellaceae. The record is from RefSeq and is a predicted model, not a curated record. The transcript has 2 exons.
AUGAAGACCUUCAGCAUCGUCCUCGCAGCCGGCCUCAGCGCCACGGCCGUCGCCCAGAACGACGCAGCCUACCUCUCCUCCGUCGCUGCCUCCGUCUCCGCCCUCGUCGCAUCCCUCUCCGCCAACGUCGUCGCACAAACCUCCGCCGCCGGCUCCGGCAGCCCAGCAGACUCCAGCCGCAACAGCGCCGCCUACGCCGCUGCAACCUCCGCAAUGGGCGCCCAGAGCUCCAUCAUCGACGCCGCUCUCUCCAGCGUGUACGUCGCUCAAUCGAUCGCAUCCGCCCAGAUUGCGAGCAUCACCGGCCAGGCUGCGACUGCGACUGGUGCUGCGCGCUCUUCGCUCGCUGCUGCUGGAUCUUCCGCAUCUGAGGUUCUCGCCUCGGCUUCCAACGCUGCUGGCGCAGUCUCCUCCGCUGGCGUGUCCGGCAUGUCUGGCAUGUCUACUGGCACAACUACCCGCCCAUCUGGCACUGGCGCCGCUCAGUCUGGCUCGUCUACUGGAUCUUCCGAGGCUUUGGCUGCCGCUACCCACGCACCAAUGAUUGCUGCUGGUGCCGUUGGUGCCGUCGGCAUGGCUGUUCUCGCUUACUUGUAA